Messenger RNA from Prorocentrum cordatum, 441 nucleotides. The record is from the annotation of a GenBank genome assembly. NCBI's taxonomy places the organism in Eukaryota, Dinophyceae, Prorocentrales, Prorocentraceae.
AUGCUCGUGCAGGCACUAACUGCCAGUCACGAUCGUGAGCGUGCGCGGAUGACGUUUUCGCAGCAGCCGAAGUGUCCAGCCCCGCGCGGGAGCGGGAGGACGAUGGCAGCGGCGGCCGCCCCCACCUCCGCCUCCCUCCUCGUCUGCCUCUCUCCUCAGCCCUCCUCCGCAUCACCUCUUCUCCUCAUCGCCUUCCUCUUGCUGCCCCGAGCAUGGGCAGGGUCGCCAGCGAGCUUCACUACGGUCAACUUAACUGACUGCAUAAAGAUGCUCGCGCACGGCGCCAAUGUGUCUCAUUUUUUUAAUCUUCUAAUUCGUUUAUUUCCAACCAUCCUGUGGUGUUGGGUUCUUGUUUUGGAGAGACAGUCCACGCCGGUGCCCACAACGCUGUACUCACGGUUGCAUAUGAUUGGGCCAUUUGCCAGGGAAGUUUUUUUAUAG